AUGAAGGAGUUUAAUGCUACUCCAUCUCGCUUGCCUCACACCCCCUCCUGUGGAAUUAAUACUACGGAGACCCAUAAAAGAUUAAUCAAGGACCAGAAGCAGAAUUACAGCCAUGCUGCCAAUAUGUUCUUCGUAUAUCAGCUGGAAAAUCAGAACAGUAUCCAAAGUAAUAAUCCUCAUUCGAGCCCCCCCCCCCCCCCGCUUCGGAAAUUAAAAUCUAUUAAAGAUAUGGCAUCUUCCUCUCAGGCCCCUGAGAAGCUGAAGGUUAAGCAAGAAGAUGGUAGAGAGGCAGGCGCAAACGAUUCUCCAGUCCCUGAAAGAAAAAGUGCCUUAAAAGAAAAGUCUGCUGAAUGUGUCCAGAGAAAAAUAAAAAACCAAGAUCAGGGUGAAGGAGCUCGAAAAAUAUAUCGUAAAGCUCUGCUGAGUGUAUUUGGGGGAGAAUUGCAAGCCCGAAGAAAAACUUCUACAAAUGAAAUUCAUAAAGAAAGCUCUUCUGGAAAAGAGGAACUUGGACCAGUUAACAACCUGGGAGAAUUUUCAGUAGCAUCAAAAAGUAGAGGGCGAGAAAUUAGAAACAAUUCACAUUGUUUGGAAACUACACCACAGGAAAGUAACAUUGCUGUCAAGCAAGACAAUAAGCAACAAUGUUGGUCAGAUUAUAAACUAACAAGACCUGAACAUGAAUUGGAGCCUCAACAGAUUUCCAACAUUAAGAAGGCUGCUACAGAAACAGGACACAAAGCUAAAUAUAGCACGAGAGAACUUUCCAAGCCAGUGAAUACUUCCAAAUAUGUUCAUACAGGAUCAAGUGAUAAAAAUGAACUUUAUCAGGGAUCAAAUGACUCAAAUGUCCCAGUAAAAAAGAAAAUAGAUGCUCAACAGAUUAAAGUGUUUUGGAAAGAAAAUUACCAACCAAAACACAAACUUAAAAGCAGCUUUUCACCAAUUGGAGAGCAAAAAAAUAGUCAAGUUUGUCCUAAACAGUUACCUAAAGCCUCUGGCUGGAAUACUUUUGCUAGCCAAAGUAAAAAACAAUAUUGGAAAUCAGAAGCCCAUUGGAGAUGGGUCUCUGGAGCUUCAGAAUAUGAAGGUGAAGAGACCAAGCAGAAUAGCAACCAUCAGAAACCUUUUGCAAAAAGCUUUAGUGCUGGCGCAAAGCCAAAAAACAUAGCAAAGGACAAAUGGAUUCCCUCCACUUUAUCUAAAACACAAAGUGAUGCUGCAGAAAAGUGUGUGAACUUCCAGAAGACGGUUGUUGUUGAAUCCUCUCUGGAACCAGUGUUUACAGGUGAUUCAGAAACAUAUCAAAAGGGUAUGGAGCACAACGAAGAGUUUUCAUCUGAAAAUUAUAGAUCCAACAUGGAAGAUAGAGGACCGCUGGUCACCUUUUCACAAGAAAAUUCCAUUUCUAAUCACAGACUUUCAGAAAUGAUAGAAAUGUCAGCAUCAACAACGGAAUUUGUGAUGUAUCCUCCUCAUUUCUACAGUCAGAAAGUGAAUUGUUAUAGAAAACACCAAACAAGCAAUCUAAAGCCAACAUAUUCUUUUACAAGAUCCACUGAAAACAUUUCAUAUUCCAAUAAUCUCUAUGACAUUCCUUUAGAAAGAACAAUGAAAGCAGCAAAAGAUAAAAAACCUUCAGUGGAAAGUGCGCAAGAGAAAGUGUGGUCAUAUGGUUCUUUACGGGAUUAUAAAGAGAAAAAAAGACCCCAAAACAUGGAAAGAGAAACAUAUAUUCCCAUAUUUUCUUCAUCAUGUAAGUCAGAUUAUUUCACUAAUAAUUGUGUUGACCAGGAUUUGCCUAUGAGAUUGCCCAAAUAUUUACAAGGCGGCUUUAUUGACACACACUGCCAUUUGGACAUGUUAUAUUCAAAAACAUCCUUCAAAGGAACUUUUUCUGAAUUUAGGAAAAGACACAGCAGCACUUUUCCUAAAGAAUUUCUGGGCUGCAUAGCUGACUUUUGUGACCCUUGUAUUUUAAGAAACAACUUAUGGGAAGAUUUAUUAAAGGAAGAUAUGGUUUGGGGGGCAUUUGGCUGCCACCCCCACUUUGCUUGUUAUUAUACAGAUCUUCAUGAAAGAAAUCUCAUGCAGGCAAUGAGACACCCCAAAUCUAUUGCCUUUGGUGAAAUAGGACUGGAUUACUCUUACAAAUGUCGUACAGAAAUCCCAAAGCAGCAUGAGGUUUUUGAGAGGCAACUGAAUCUAGCUGUUUCCUUAAGGAAGCCAUUGGUCAUUCACUGCAGAGGUGCUGAUGGUGAUCUGUUAGAAAUCAUGAAAAAAUGUGUGCCGAAAGACUAUAAAAUACACAGGCAUUGUUUCAUUGGACGCUAUAGUGUCGUUGAACCACUUUUAGACUAUUUUCCAAAUCUGACUGUUGGAUUCACUGCAUUGCUGUCUUACCCAUCAGCAAAUGAGGUUAGAGACUCUGUUCAAAAAAUCCCAUUAAACAGAAUAGUGGUAGAAACAGAUGCACCUUAUUUCCUUCCUCGACAGGUGCCAAAACGAGUCAGCCAGUUUUCACAUCCUGGAUUAGCUCUGCACACAGUGAAAGAGAUUGCCUGCCUCAAAGAAGUGUCAUUACCUGCCACAUUAGCUGCUCUAAGGCAAAACACCAACAAAAUAUAUGACUUGUAA
Messenger RNA from Pseudonaja textilis, 2637 nucleotides. The record is from RefSeq and is a predicted model, not a curated record. Lineage: Eukaryota; Metazoa; Chordata; Lepidosauria; Squamata; Elapidae.